GAAAAUUAAACAAAACCGUGUUUCACCCGCAUUCCCCCAACAGCCAACCAACAAGCAAGACUCUAGCAUUGCAUCCACGCCAAGGCAUCUUCACAAAUCGAAACCCCACCUUCUUUCUGCUUUUAUUUUCGUCUUUUCCCACUUACCUUCCACGGACACUAUAUAUAUAUAUAUGAACCUCUCCUCUCCCACCAAGAGACUUACCAUAGGCGAAAAUGGAGUCACAAUCAAUUGCUGAGCCUGAGGGUGUUGUUAUUACGCUUGACUCUGUGAGGGAGUCAUUGAUCAGACAAGAAGACACUAUUGUUUUUAAUCUUAUUGAGCGAGCUAAAUACCUGCGUAACGCUCCUCUUUAUGAUCUUUCUUACGCUUCCAUUCCUGGCUUCUCUGGUUCCUUGUUUCAAUACAUUUUUUCUCAAUCAGAGACCCUUCACGCUACGCAACAGGCUGGGAGAUAUGAAAACCCAGAAGAACAUCCCUUCUUUCCUGUUAAUUUACCAGGCUCACUGUUACCGCCUCAAAAAUAUCCUCAGAUUUUGCAUCCUCCAGCUGCUUCUAUUAACAUAAACAGUACCAUAUGGGAUAAAUACUUCGAUCAAUUGCUUCCAGUUUUGGUUGCUGAGGGUGAUGAUGGCAACUAUGCAUCAACUGCCACCAGUGAUCUUAACUGUCUUCAGGCAAUCUCCAGAAGAAUCCAUUAUGGAAAAUAUGUAGCUGAGGUUAAAUUCAAGGAGGCCCCUCAAGAUUAUGCGCCUUUGAUUCGUGCUCAGGAUAGUGAUGCUCUAAUGAAGUUAUUGACAUUUGAGCAUGUAGAAGAGAUGGUGAAGAAGAGGGUCGAGAAGAAGGCAAAGAUAUUUGGGCAACAAGUGACUCUUUGCGAUGAUGGCACAGAAGGGAAGUGCAAGAUUGAUCCAUCUGUAGUUUCUAAGCUCUAUGAAGAUUGGGUGAUGCCUCUUACCAAGGUUGUUGAAGUUGAGUACCUCCUCCGCAGACUAGAUUGAUACAUCUCCUAUUUUGGUUACUGUUAGACUCAUUACCCGGCCUCAUUCAUGCUGUAACAGAAAUAAUCUAUUGGAAAUGGCUGAUGUACAGCCAGGCUAUUCAGUCAUGUAUGCUUAAAUCUAUUCGAGCAAUAAAAUGCUAAUACCGAUACAUUGCCAAAGGUAUUUCUUCAA
This is a messenger RNA of Mangifera indica (mango), 1175 nucleotides long. RefSeq names its product chorismate mutase 2. Lineage: Eukaryota; Viridiplantae; Streptophyta; Magnoliopsida; Sapindales; Anacardiaceae. The record is from RefSeq and is a predicted model, not a curated record. Gene Ontology annotation, molecular function: chorismate mutase activity. The transcript has 5 exons. Gene Ontology annotation, cellular component: cytoplasm. Bases 216 to 1001 code for a protein of 261 amino acids. Gene Ontology annotation, biological process: aromatic amino acid biosynthetic process; chorismate metabolic process.